Molecule: messenger RNA, 4801 nt
Organism: Pocillopora meandrina
Lineage: Eukaryota; Metazoa; Cnidaria; Anthozoa; Scleractinia; Pocilloporidae
Source: the annotation of a GenBank genome assembly
UCCACCAGCUUUUAUAUUUUUACGAUUUCCAAAAGAGGAAAGGGGAUCAUGAUUCUUUCGAACAUUUGUUGCAUCGUGGCCUUUUUGAUCGUCAUUUGUGAGGUAUCUUCUUUGUUUAAAGUUCAGUGUAGCUUCACAUACGCGCCUUUAUGUAUCGUAAAGUUAUUUCACUCCUCAAUGUAAAUUUUUAUCGUAAGGAAAUUGUUACGAAACAAGUCUAGUCAGGGGUGAAGGAAAUUAUUCAAACACAAGAAAUAUGAAGUUUAGAUGGUUUAAUUUCUAAAAGUGCAAGUAACUUCUAGAAUUUUACUAAUUCAUUGUAUUAAUUGUGAGUUGUUUUCGUCUUGUUGUAGCAUGACGAUGUAAGAUGCAAGUGUGUAUGUCCCAAAGAAAUCAACAGAACAAAGGAUGUAUUUUAAUUGCGAGGUGUUUUCGUCUUGUUGUAGGCACAGUAUGACGAUGUAAGAUGCAAGUGUGUAUGUCCCAAAGAAAUCAACAGAACGAAGAAUGUAUUUGUCAAAACUGUGGAGCCAGAGGAUUGGUAAGUUUUUGUUGAAAUUGAAACACUAUGCAGCGGAGACAGUUUAAUAAGACACGUUCUGCUCGUACUCCGAAUGAACGGUAACCGAAAGUAAACUUGGAAAAAUAUGUUUCAUUUGAUGUGUGGGCAGCAGAGCACAGCUAGAAUUCUGAUACGACACCUGGCAAAAGCAGUGUUGUAGCAGCUUUGAAAGGAUGAGCUGUAAAUUAAGCUUAGAUUUGUGGCGUACUACUUUUCCAGUGAGAGCUGAAAUUGAUUCACAAGACUAACAUUGAAAAGAAAAAGAAUCAAAGGAAAGAAAUACAAAAACCUUAUACAAUGCAUACAAUGGUUUAGCACAUAAAAUGUGCUGAUAGUUUGGGAGUUGGGUAAAGGUAAGGAAAAAUAUGAGCAAUGAGCUGAAUGUCUGCUUCUUUUAUGCGGUAAACCAUGGAAUAUUAAAGGGAUUUAUUCCCAUUAAAAUCCUGAAUAUUGAGAAAACACUGCCUUGAAAACUGAACCAUCUACUGAGGGGGUAAUCGAGAGCCUUUUAUGUUCUAUAGUUGACCAAGUUUUUGUCUGGGGGUGCCUCAUUUUGGCAUUGUAACAUUAAAUUCACAUUCUCUGUUAAAGCAAAACAAAAAUUAAUGUCAUCUGUAUUUAUGUUCUUUGCUUCUGUGCGUGUGCUAACCUAGAUUUUUAGCUAUUCCACUGCUGUAUAUUAGCUAUAUUAGUUAUAUAAGUAAUUUUAUUUAGGUCUUAGCAUUUUUGUAAUAGGUAGUCUUAUAUAGUCUUAUAUAAUCAAUGAUUGUGAAAAGCACGCAAUUCAGCCUAUGGCUGCAAUGUAUUUUAUUUGAUAAUAAACUAUCUAUCUCUCCCUCUCUAUCUCUCUCUUCCUUUACCUUUGUGUCCUCUAGAAUUUACUGACUUCUUGAAACUGACUGGUAUAUGUGGUAACUAAAUUUGUAAAACAUGGGUUUUAGUUUAUGGGGUGAAGAGAGGUAUGAAUGUUUAACCUUACCCCAUCUUAAUCAUUCCAUGAUCAAGUGCUUCCAUGUGUAACAUACCUGUGGCUAUCUACUGAGGGAGAGUUAGCUGCGGAAAUAAAUUUUGGGUCUAAGGGUACUCACUUAUCAAUUUAUUAAUUCAGGAUAAUUAUAGUAGCCAUAGAGAUGUAUCUCUAGAUUCAGGUUAUUUUGUGGUGUAAUUAUAUGGCUUCUGACCAUUACAGCAACAAUUAUUUGCAUUUUGAUGUUUUUUUCUCUCUCGCAGCAAUUGUGGAAAAGUUGUGCAAGGAGAUGAGAAGUACUGCUUAAGAUGCCGUUGUGAGUAUGAAGCCAGGAACACGACUCUCAUCAAGGUAUAAAUAUUAAUAUGGUUACAGGAGAUGUCUGCUUAAACAUAUUGAUGAACUUGACAUUUCUAAGAAAGCUUCUUAUUAAGUGUUAAACCCAGUCAAGCCACUAUUGGGUCAUAACACUUUUUGAGUUUUUGGAUACAUUUGUCUUGUCCAAUUUUUGUCAACUUAAUUUAAACUUGAUAUUCCUUUUCAAUGCUGCAAAUAUUUCCUUCCUUGAUUUUUUUACUCUGUUUUCUUCUCCUUCAUCAGAUCUCUAGACUGCCUAAUUUUUUAGCAGUAUAUAGUGAUGUAGCUUGAUUUAAAUUUAUCAGCAAACUCCUUUCUCUGUAGGUUACUCUGAUUAGUUUGCCCAUGUGUCCUGCGUAGGCUCCAAAACAGUUAUUCUAAAUACCAAAUCACUUUCAGCUAGGCAGUAGCAAACCUUUUCUUAGAUACAUUCAACUAUAAAAUUUGUCAAAACAUAGUAUUUGCUGUAUUAGUUUCAAUGAAAGUUCAAAUGGCCUUCUUGAAAAAAAUGAAGUUUUGAAACCACAAGAUCACAAACCACUUUAUGCUACCCAACAUCCCCCAUUCAAUGUUUCCCAGUCCCAGCUAAACUAAGCAUGCCAUUGGAUAUGGUGUAAGGGGUUCAACAAAGAUAAAUGGGGGGGGGGAGGGGAAGAAAGAGGCUCAAAUAAGUAUGUGUUUCAGAAUGCUGUGAUCUCACUGGUAAUGUGUCUGCUGUUUUGUGGUUGUUUUGUCUUUAUUUGGUAUUGGGAAAUGCUUGAAAAGAAUAUAGAGUAAUUUAUUGAUCUAUCCUGGUAUUAAUUUCUUUGCAUGGUUAAUUGCUUUCACCUUCAGGGAUGUGAUUAGAACUGAUGUCUUAUUAAUAAGAAGAAAGUUACUGAGCCUGAUAUAAGUUGAUUUUCACCAUAAAGCCAUGUUGAUGCAUUGAGGUUGUUCUCCCACCAUACAAACGUGAAACAAAUAAGUAAUAUGGUACAGGACUUGUGACUGUAACCAAGAAAAGCUAAAAACAGGGCGAGUUCGAAUUUUAUGAGCAGCAAAUGCAAUUAAGUGUAAGACAAAGAUCAACCUCCAGCAUGGAAAACAAUAGGUAAAGACUUAACUGAUGCUUACCUAGAACAGGAAAUGUGAAUUAAAGGGAGGGUAAAUAAAAGCUAAUGGUGACACACAUUUGGAAAACAUUUCACGUGACUUGCUUUCAUGAAUCAGAGAAAGGUACUUUGAGAGUAGAGUGUCUAGCUCAAGAACAAAAUAUAAUGGUGAGGGCCAGUAGGCCUUAUUAUGAGCAGGGUAAAUGAAAUGUAGGCAAGGUUAAAGCCAAGUCAAUACAUUGACUUCACCUGUGAGAUAAUACAAUAAUAAUAAUGAUGAUGAUAAUAAUAAUAAUAGUAAUAAUAAUAAUAAGAAUGAUAACAAUUAUAGUUAUUCAGUUUAUUUAAAAAGGGUGGCACCGAAGAGUUAAAAUAGCUUAUAAACUUGUGGCCCUCUAUCUAAAAUACAACAGAACUUACUAGAUACUACAUGUAUGUUUACACAACUUGUACAUAAAAAUUAAGAGGUAAUGAUAAAUUGAAUGUUGAACUAUGAAAUGUCUGUCUAUGCCAACAUCAAACUACAAAAAAUUAACAUCUCUAAAAUCAUAACAAAAAUACAAUACUCAGUAUUAUAGGUGUAUUAAUAAAGUAUAAAGUGUUGUAGUUUCUAAAGUCUCUAUAAGAGAGUCCUAGGGUGGUUUGUUAUGUGCUUUUGUUCAAUUUCCUGUGCUGCUUUUCUUGCUUUGUCUCCCUCUCUCCUGUUACUUUUGGGUCAGUACUCAUUCACACACUGUUCUCCAGGUUUUGUUUAGACAGACACCUUGGGGUGGGCUGUGGCAGGAGUGGAGGGUAUUGCUGCCCCCUGUUAUUAUUUAUUACUUUAAGGCAUCAAUCUUACAAUACCACUACCAUGGUGUUUUAGUAGGCUCUUGUACUACAGAUUUAUAUUCAUAGCAAAUUACUUGCAGUGUACUUACAUUUUGGUAUUUCUUCCAUUCUUUCUGUUCAGCUUUUUUUUUGUUCUGUAUCUCUCUCCAGGUGGUGAUCAUAUUCAUUCUUGUUGUAAUUGGAAUUCUUUGUUUUUACCUGCUGUAUUUGUUCAUUGAUUCCAAGCGCAAGCCUGUUGAGUUAAGUGUCGCAGCUGAUGAGGUAAGGUGUACUUUCUCAGUUUGUUUACCAAGCUAGCAUUUUUACUAGUGUAUCGUUCGAUACCAACCACACCCAUACCUACCUACCUACCUACCUUUUUUCUGUACCUUGUGUCAAAGGCCUAAGAUUGUUUGAAUAGGACCUCAACAUUCCCAAAACAGUUCUGACACAACCUCCUCUUCAUGGCACUAAAGUUUGAAACCAGAGGUUUCAAAGUCAAAAUUAAAGUUUAAGGUAAUAUUUGAAAUAACAGUCAUAAUAAAAAGAAAAUAAAAGUGAUGAGGAAGCUCACGAGAAACCUUCAGGCUUUAUAGUAUUGAGUUCACUCGAAAUUUCAGACCUAUCAUGAUCAAUUAUUAAAACUUAUUUUUUCGGAUUGUUCGUUAUUAUUUCACUUCACGUAUUUUUAGACAAUGUGUCAAGGCUGUUAUACCGAAAGUUUUUUUUGUGACAGGCAUGAGAAAUCGAUUGGCAGGCGUGGGCUUUCGAAAGAUUGAAGUUGUCAGUGACCCUAGGCGUUAGAACUGACAAGUACACCUCCCCUCUCAUCCUCAUUCUCGGUUGAAACUUCUGACCUGAAAUUUCUCAAUCUCACACUUAUAGAUACAAGAAACAUUGCGUGGAAGAAGAACGAGAAGUUUGAGAAAUUUUGACGAGAAGCUAGCAAAAUGGAAGAAAACCGUUGCUGAGCAAAGAAGGAACAUAUAUGGGACGAGAACCAUGCUAAGUUAG